GGUUGCGGGUUAGGGUUGGGGUUGUUUCGAAUCGUCUCUCUGUUCGCAGGCGAAGCGCGCAUCAAUGGAGAUCGCGGACGGCGUUGACAAUCUGAGCGUCGCCGCCGAUUCCCAGAAGAAGAACCGCAUCGAUGUCUCGAACACCAAGAAGCCACUCUUCUUCUACGUCAAUCUCGCCAAGAGAUACAUGCAGCAGCACAGUGAAGUGGAGCUUUCGGCUCUUGGAAUGGCCAUUGCAACUGUAGUCACCAUGGCAGAAAUUCUCAAAAACAAUGGUCUUGCUGUUGAGAAGAAGAUUACAACAUCUACCUUUGAUGUGAAGGAUGAAUCAACGGGAUGGCUAAUGCAGAAAGCAAAGAUUGAGAUAUUGUUGGGGAAGAUGGAAAAAUUCGAUGAGUUGAUGGCUGCGGCGGCAGCAGCAGUAGCAGUGGUGGAGAAAGAUGGCAGAGAUGGUGAGGAGCAGAGCUGAAAGAAUGAAUUCCAAAGUUUUGUUAUUCCUUUGAAUUGAAGAGCACCAACAUGAAGAUUUCUAGGCUAGUAAGCUUCCGUUGGCUGAGCAUUGCAGCUUCUUACAUGGGUAAUCUUUUUCAUGCAUCGAAUUCAAAUCAAUAUACACAGUCCUAAAUCCCAAAUCAUUGAUUCUGGUAUGGCCCAUGGUGGAUAGAUCGAAAUUAGGAGUGUGUUUUGCUUAUUUGGAAGACAUAAUUUUGUCAUUCACAUUGGUGAUAAAGACUAAUAUGUCUCUUAUCAUAAUUAAUUGAAGAAAUUA
Musa acuminata subsp. malaccensis (wild Malaysian banana) is the source of this 769-nucleotide messenger RNA. RefSeq lists its product as uncharacterized. The record is from RefSeq and is a predicted model, not a curated record. Gene Ontology annotation, cellular component: nucleus. Gene Ontology annotation, molecular function: RNA binding. Lineage: Eukaryota; Viridiplantae; Streptophyta; Magnoliopsida; Zingiberales; Musaceae.